UCACACUUUCGUUUACUGAUGAGGAGUGGGCGGGACUUGCUGCCUGGCAGAAACAGCUCUACAUAACGGUUAUGAAAGACACAGUGGAACUCUUUUGUUCAUUGGACUGUAAAACUGGGAUCACUGGACUGAUUGCAAGCAGCCAGAGUGAAUCGUUCCCAGGACCGCUCACAAAAUACAGUAUUGGACAGGUUGAAGACACACAUGUACUUCAGGAAACUGCAGAGGAGAUAGUCCGACAGAAUGCAGAGAGACAUUUCCUUCAUGAGAGUAUUAUCCAGAAUAGUGCGGAGAAGCCAUUCACUUACCAUUCAGGAGACUUUAUUGAGGAGUUUGUCCUCCCGGGGAUCAUUAACGAUCUGACCACAGCGUCCUUACUGGUGAAGAGGGAUUGCUGUUCCCCUAGAGAUGCUGGCAUGGAAGCUAGUCUGGCUUUGGGGGUUCCAACUCUGGAAGAUGAAGAUUCUAGUUACCUACUCCCAGAGCCCGACUUUGUACAAAUCAUUAAGGUAGAGGAAAUUGACACGGACUAUAAAACAAGUGAGUCACCAGUAGAUGUUGAAGAGGAGCUACUGGGAGAAGCAGUAUAUCCUGACAUUCAUACAGAGUCUCCUAUUAAACCCAAGUCUCAAUUUCUAUGGCUUACGGAAGGAAGGAUUCUUGUGCAGGACCUUCGGGGAAUUAGCCACUCACGUGAACUGAAGGAUGAAGAGGGAGCUCCGAGUGUCACUCCAGUAAAUAAUGGUGGAUUGGAAGAAAUAACUACUUCACAGAACUCCAGAAGAGCUAAAGAGAUGGAAAGGUACUCUACAGGCAACAGACGCCAUAAAAUGCUUCUGGAGCAACAAGAAAUAGAAGUUGUAGAGAAAGAAACAUUGUCUUGUAAAGUGAACCUCAAAGGGUUGAGCCAUGAGGAAAACAUGUUAGGCUGCAAGCACACUCGCCACACUCGCCACACUCACCAUUCUCCAUGUGACAAGGAAGGUACAUUUCAGAAUGGGCAACCCCAUACUGCUAAGUUCACUAAGGACUUCCAGCACUUCACAUGCACAGAGUGUGGACGGAGGUUCUCACAACGAUUUGCACUCAGUCGGCACCAGAAAAUUCACACACGGGACAAACUUUUUCCCAAAUCUGUGGCUCCUCCACCACAGAAGGUGUAUAGACUGCCAUUAGAGGCACCCAUUGAGGACUUUAAAACUAGGGAGGCUGGUGGACCCAUAGGAGAUUCUUGCUCCAAAUUACACCAUCACCUCCAACUGUCCACAGUUUUUCUGCAGAACUUGAUCUCUUCGACUGGCUGCUUUGAGUAUGACUAGUGGUGGAAAAACAGUCUAAUUCUGAGGAAAUCUAUUUUAUUUCCAUUGCUUCUGCUAGAGAAAAUGGCUGCAUUACUGUUCAGUGGUUUACAGUUGAGGUAAAGGAACACUCCAAGCACAAAAACCAACAUGCUCUCAGCCAGGGUUUAAUUCAGGAGAGCUACCAAAAGCUCCUAGCAGGAGCUCACAUCUCUUAAUGGGGAGUAGUGACCAGUGCCUGGUGGCCCCCAGGUAUGUUAUCCAUCCGUUAGAAUACAGUGUGACCGCUUAUAUUAGGAGGGUGCUAGGGCUGAAUUGACACCAUAAUCGCUAAAGUAUUCUUCAGGUGUUUUGGUGCUUGGAACGUUACCUUAAUGAGUAAAAAACAGUGUUUGCAUAUAUAAACAAACCAAUGAUUUGUCUCAGAACAAACAGCUAUCCAUGG
Messenger RNA from Pelobates fuscus (common spadefoot toad), 1743 nucleotides. RefSeq lists its product as uncharacterized. NCBI's taxonomy places the organism in Eukaryota, Metazoa, Chordata, Amphibia, Anura, Pelobatidae. Bases 72 to 1319 code for a protein of 415 amino acids. The transcript has 3 exons. The record is from RefSeq and is a predicted model, not a curated record.